AUGAAGCUUGGUUUGCUACUGAAAUCGACUGAAGUAUUGACGAAAAACGAUCAUAUUCAACAUUUAACAAUUGAUCUUGGCCGCACUAGUGAUAUUCUAAUUAUAUUUGAUCAUUUUCCAUCAUUACAGUAUUUGAAUAUUUCCACGCUCAAACCAUUUAUGAAUAUUGAUUUUGGUGAAGAUAUAGUUCAUGGGACAUAUGAUUUUGACAGUCUACCAUUGAAAUUACCACAGUUAAGAGAUUUUACUUUAAAAGCUUACUGUGGUUUAAUUGAUUAUAAAAUAUUUGAGAAGAUUAUUAAAAAUCUCGUAUAUUUAAAUAAAUUGAGUGUUUUUUACACUAGACAUGAUUUAUCGUCAUACAUUUCUGGUGAUAGAAUUGAUCAUACGUUAUCUAAUCUUACAAAUUUGAAAGAGUUAUAUUUUUGCAUUAUGUUCCCAUUGGAAGUGCCAUCUGAUCGAAUAGCAAUAGAAAAAUCAUUCUUUGAUACUAGAAUGAAGUGGAAUAUCUGUUUUAAUAUAGACGAACUAUGUAACGUGUGUACGAUUUAUACAUUACCAUGGCUAGACACUCAAAUGGAAGGAUUCAAUUUGUUUAUGCCAAAAGUAUCCUACGAUGAUCAAAACGAUUACUCGAAUGUCAAAGACUUGGAAGUUUGUUGGUCAUGUCCUCAUGUAACAUCGUUCACUGACGUUUCUCAAAUUCUAAUAAGAAACUUCCCAAGUGUGAAUACGAUUACUAUUAGUAAUAAAUGUAAAAAUGUUGAAAGAAGUAAAACGUUUUCCGUGAAUUCAACGCUAAAGUGUGUCAAAACAUUAUACAUCGAACAAGACGUAUUGUACUUUGAUCAAAUCUUACUAUUAACGACGAAUCUACAAUAUUUAUCGAUUGAUGUCAAACAUUUUCACAUCAAUAUCAGCGAUACUGCUUCACUUGACAUAAUAAGAAACACAUUGAACAACAUUAUCGAAUUGAAUUUACAUGGUGUUCGUCGAUUAGUAGAUGUGAAAAAUCUUCUAACAAACUACUUUCAAAAUAUCCACUCUUUAGCGAUCGAGACAUCCUUGCACUCAGAUAAUGAUCCAAGCGAUGAAUGUAUUCGAUUGUUUUGUCAAACUAUAAUGGAAAUGAAAAAAUUAUACACUAUCCAUUUUUUCCUGUACAAUAACAUAGAUCUUUUACUGAGCAUGUACAAAAUAUUUGCUGAAUAUGAACAUUGCUUAGUUGAAACAUUUAUGGGACAGAUCAUUGUGUGGAAAUAAUAGCGAACUUUCGAUUAAAUUAGCACAUUUUGUACAAUAACUAAAUCCGUGUUCAUGCGUGUAACUUCGAUUGCUUUUAUUUGGACGAUUGUUGAGAAAAACUCUUUUGAGAAGGUAUUAUGUCAUCUUUAUUUAGUCAAAAACAAGAUGACAUCUUUGGAUUUAAUUCUUGUUAUAGCGCAUACUCUUAUUAGCUGAC
Messenger RNA from Didymodactylos carnosus, 1462 nucleotides. NCBI's taxonomy places the organism in Eukaryota, Metazoa, Rotifera, Eurotatoria, Philodinida, Philodinidae. The record is from the annotation of a GenBank genome assembly.